Messenger RNA from Dichotomopilus funicola, 729 nucleotides. RefSeq lists its product as uncharacterized. The record is from RefSeq and is a predicted model, not a curated record. The transcript has 3 exons. Lineage: Eukaryota; Fungi; Ascomycota; Sordariomycetes; Sordariales; Chaetomiaceae. Bases 1 to 729 code for a protein of 242 amino acids.
AUGACCGACGAAGAGCUCGACCGCGAGUGGAAGCCCAGCGCCCGGCGCCCGCAAUCCACCGUCGCCCAAAUGUUCUCCCAAGAGCUGAUGGACAUCUUCCGCAUCGACAACAGUGUCGCAGAUCUCGACGAGCAGGUAGACAAGCGGAAGCAACAAAUCAACUCACAGAACUCGGAGCUGGAGGCGCUCGAAGCCCGCAUCCGCGAGAUGGAGGCCCGACUCAAGGGCCAAGGCCCCAGCAACAACAACAACACCAACCCCAACUCGAGCAGCGCAGCAGCAGCAGCGAGCAGCUCUAGCGCACCAGCACCCCCUGCAAAGGCCUACCCCGCUCAGCAACAGCAAGACAAGUACGCCGGCAGCCGUCCGGGCACCGCGCGCCAGGGUCAACAGGCUGUCCCAGGGGCACUCCCGCCCACGCCCGCAGGGAGCGAAGGUGAAUUUGAAGAGCUUUCCAUUUCCGACACCAAUCGAGCGGCCGUCGUCCCCCGACCAUCAGGAGCUUCUCGAUCGCAUUCGCGCGCAAAAGUAUCUGGCGCUGGGACCGGGGCUGAGGCCAGGACCGAAUCUGUCCCCGACGUGCACCCCUCGUCCGCGCGAACCAACGAAUCCCUGCUACUGAUCCCGGGGGACGACGCUCGCUCGAUCAAGUCCGUAUCCGAGACCGCAAGUUUUGCUGACUAUGUUAUUGUCCCCAACCCAGACGGCGACCGCGAGCGGGACAUCUAG